Messenger RNA from Pistacia vera, 2074 nucleotides. RefSeq names its product cytochrome P450 71A9-like. Gene Ontology annotation, molecular function: heme binding; oxidoreductase activity, acting on paired donors, with incorporation or reduction of molecular oxygen; monooxygenase activity. The transcript has 2 exons. Lineage: Eukaryota; Viridiplantae; Streptophyta; Magnoliopsida; Sapindales; Anacardiaceae. Bases 1110 to 1472 code for a protein of 120 amino acids. The record is from RefSeq and is a predicted model, not a curated record.
AGCAGCGUUUGGGGUUUUGUUUAUCUAGUAGUAAUUUGGUGUUGGAGGAUUCAGAGUCGGGUUUUGGUUGGGGAUUAAUAUGAUCGAAAAAAAGGGAUUUGAAGAAAUUCAUGAUGGAGUAGUGUUUGGGGUUUGGGUAUGAAUUUGGAUUUGAAUUUCAAAUAAUAAAGGGUAUUUUCAUCUUUAGUUACACUGAUUACCAUGUUAGUUAAUAGAUAUCACCAACGAAUCUUAACAAUGGGUGGGAAAUUGUUUUUAUCAAACUUAGUGGGUGGGAAAAUAUUGACGCCAAACCUUUCUUCUUUAGGAAACAUUUAUUUUAUAUGGAUAAGGAGCAAGUACAACCCUUGACAAAUUCAUUCAUCCGCCACGGUUGUUGGUUCUAGUCUCCUAGCUUCUUGCUUCAUUAAUUGUAACAGAGCACCUUGAGUUCUCAAUUUUUCUUGAUCUUACUAUUCACUGCUACCACAUCGUUUUUAUUAUGGUUAUUAAUCAAGCUUGAAAGAGAGAGAGCCGAAGCAAAGAGCCUGCCACCUAGUCCAAAGAAGCUACCUCUCAUAGGAAAUCCACACCAAAUUACCGGGGACUUGCCCCAUAUAUCGCUACAACAUCUUGCAGAAAAUUAUGGACCGCUCAUGUUCUUGCAACUAGGCUCAAUCCCCACUUUAGUAAUUUCCUCACCUGAUGUUGUUCGAGACAUCUUCAAAACCCAUGAUCUGAUUUUUUCAGGUAGGCGUCAACUACAUGCUGCAAGGAAGUUCAGUUACAACUGCAGCGAUAUAUCUUUUACUCCCUAUGGUGAGUACCGGCGAGAGGUCAGGAAGAUUGCAAUAUUGGAAUUACUGAGUUCAAAGAGGGCGAAAUCUUUCCAGGGACUGAGAAAUGAAGAGGUGGGACAAAUGGUUGAACUUAUAGCACUGUCAACGUCAGAUGACCCCAUUGAUCUGAGUAGAUUGACACUUUUGCUAGCGAAUAACAUCGUGUGCUGAGUGACCCUCGGUAAAAAGUAUGGUAGCGAUGGAGAUGAUGGCGCAAGUAGAUUUCAUGACUUGCUGCAUCAAACACAAUCCUUAUUGGGAAAAACUAAUACAGCUGAUUUUUUUCCAUGGAUGGGAUGGCUGAACAAGUUUAAUGGCCAAAAUGCAAGUCUAGAGAAGUAUUUUACAAAACUUGACAAACUCUACGAUGAAGUCAUACAGCAGCAUCUUGAUCCCGAAAGACCAAAACUGGAGCAUGAAGAUCUUGUUGAUUUACUUUUUCAAAUUCAAAAGAAUUCAUGUCAAGGGAUGAUUACCCUAACAAAUGAACAAAUUAAAGGUGUCCUCACGGACGUGUUUAUUGCGGGCACAAAUACUUCUUCAGCUACGCUUGUCUGGAUAAUGACCGAGCUUGUGAGGAAUCCACGAGUGACGAGAAGAGCCCAAAAUGAGAUAAGAGAAGUUGCAAAAGGAAAAAGAGGUGGAAGAAAGUGAUCUUUCCAAACUGAUGUAUCUAAAGUUAGUAGCGAAGGAAGCACUAAGACUCCAUCCACCAGCCCCGUUACUAGUCCCUAGAGAAACUACCGAAGAUUGCAUGAUACGAGGGUACAAAAUUCCUUCCAAAACAAGCGUUUUUAGCAAUGCAAAAUCGACAGGAAGUGACCCCAAAUAUUGAAAAAAUCCACAUGAUUUUCGACCUGAAAGAUUCUUGAAUAGCUCAAUUGAUUUCAUGGGACAAAAUUUGGAGUUUAUACCAUUUGGGGUAGGCAAGAGGGAAUGCCCCGGAAUUCAUUUUGCUAGUCCACUUAUUGAGCUUGCGCUGACGAAUCUGCUAUACCAUUUUGACUGAAAAUUACCUCAAGGGAUGAAAAGUGAAGAUUUGAGUGUGGAAGAAGCAUUUGGGUUAACAACGCACAAUAAAGUUCCUCUUUGCCUGGUAGCUACACCUGCGAAUAUCUAAGAGUGCGCAGCCAUUAUUCAUAUGCAUUUACAUGAAAUCAAUGAUACUGUGUUAUGAUAAGUUGAAUGGGCAAACUAGAAGCUGGUGUCAUUUAAAUGCCAAAUGUCUUUUCUCUGUGCUGUUUGCUCUUUUUCUC